AUGUCCUGUCUCUCGUCACCCCCCGGUGACCCCCGAGCCAUCACAACCAGACCCAAACUCACCCUCCAGACCUCCUCGCUCCCGCGGACGUUUGGCAGUUCGACCACCAGUCUCUCUCUCUCCUUCGCAGCCAGCUCGACUGCUUCGCCGACCGUCCGCAAUACCUUCAAAAACGCCUACGAUGUCACCUCCCCCGCCUCCGCGACCUCGCCUCCCUCCAAGGCCCCCAGCCACCGAUUCAACAGCAGCAAACCCAUCUCCCCUUACGUCUACCACCCAAACAACAAUCCCAACACCUUCAGCUACCGCACCCCUACCAACUUCCGCUCGGGUGGACCUGGCAGUGCAGGCGCACGGCGGGUCUUCUUCCCCGCCAAGAAGCAAGUCAGCUAUCGGAACCCUCUCGAGGAGGAGAUCCGCACCGAGCACUACACCGCACAGCAUCUGGAUCUGAUCCAAGAAGAGGAGGCCGACGAGGCGGUGCGCGACGAGGCAGACCCGGCGGACGCGCCACCAGCUGACUUGGCGGAGGACGACUCAGACUCCGCCAGCCAGCUUUCCCUGUCCGAGAUGAGCAGUGCGUCGAGCGAUGAGGUGAGCCUGGAUGAGCGCGCUACCAGGACGCCGCUCUCCAAGACCGAGCGCAAGAAGCGGCGCACCAUGCGUACCGAGCGACAGGUGCGGGCCGUGGCACUGCUCGAUGGGUUCGAAUCCGAUCCGGACGCCUCAUCAACACCCCAGACUCCACGGCAAGGCCGGGUCAAGCGGCGGCGGGAGUGGAAGUGGACGCUGGGCCCGGCAGGUGCCACCGCCGACGACGUGCACCCCGAGACCUCCGUGCGAAUACCACCGUCUGAACUGGAUGAUCCGCCGCCAGACCCACCAUUUCAUCCAUGA
Messenger RNA from Penicillium canariense, 897 nucleotides. RefSeq lists its product as uncharacterized. NCBI's taxonomy places the organism in Eukaryota, Fungi, Ascomycota, Eurotiomycetes, Eurotiales, Aspergillaceae. The record is from RefSeq and is a predicted model, not a curated record. The coding region runs from base 1 to 897 and encodes 298 amino acids. The transcript is spliced from 2 exons.